Messenger RNA from Megalobrama amblycephala (Wuchang bream), 2844 nucleotides. RefSeq names its product alpha-2-macroglobulin-like. The record is from RefSeq and is a predicted model, not a curated record. Gene Ontology annotation, cellular component: extracellular region. Gene Ontology annotation, molecular function: endopeptidase inhibitor activity. Lineage: Eukaryota; Metazoa; Chordata; Actinopteri; Cypriniformes; Xenocyprididae.
CUCACGUUUUUGUGCAAACUGUGCCCACCGGGACUAAACAAACAAGUACGUACGUCAGCCACAUCGAGUUCAAAUUUGAAACGACACAUCGAGUUACGCCAUCCGAGCUAUCUUGGCAAAUAUCUGCGACUGAAUGAUGAACGCAAGAAAUCAUUAACGAAGAGAGGACCGCCGCCAAGCACACCCACCCAAGUUAAGCUCACUGCAUUUAGUAAAGGACCUGCUGUUCACUGUUUACUUCCUUUUGAAGGUGUGAAAAUGUGUUGGUUGAGUAUUGCACAUUAAGCAGGGUGUUUGACUUGCUCCCAGUGCAAUCACUCUCGGGUUACCCAUACAGUGUUGAUGAUGAACUGGAGUGUCUAGGUACUUUUCGAGCCCGUCGAGCUCUUAGUCGUCCAAAUCCUGACUACAUUGUCCAUCCAAAUCCUGACUACAUUGUCCCUACAAAUAAAGCUUACACAACCUUCAAGAGCCUGGGAAUGAAGGUCGCAACAAAUCUCGCUGUACGACCCCCUCCGUGCUGGCUGUAUCCCAGCUUCCCCAGAUUCCCUGAAGCCUUGGAAAUGAUUGAUGCGGUUGACUUGGUGGCUCCUGCUCCUCCAGAAGCCGGAAGUGCUGGAGACAAGCACUCUGUUAAAGAAACUGUCAGAUCUUACUUUCCAGAAACAUGGAUCUGGCAGCUUGCUCAAGUGGGAGCUACUGGAUCCACACAAGUUUCCCUCACGGUUCCUGACACCAUCACCACAUGGGAGACGGAGGCGUUCUGUCUGUCCUCUAAAGGUCUCGGUCUGGCUCCUCCUGCUCUGCUGACGGUCUUCCAGCCCUUCUUCCUAGAGCUCUCCCUGCCGUACUCCAUGAUCCGUGGGGAGACUUUUGAGCUGAAGGCCACAGUCUUCAACUAUCUGUCCAAGUGCAUCAUGGUUAAAGUAACUCCAGCUUCAUCCACGGCCUUCACUCUUGUAGCAUCUAAUGAGCCGUAUUCAUCCUGUCUCUGUGCUAAUGGGAGAAAGACCUUUAAAUGGGUUCUCACAGCUUCUGUUCUUGGAGCUGUCAAUGUGACGGUCAAUGCUUCAGCUGAACCGUCCCGUUCUCGAUGUGGCACUGAAGCCGUGACCGUGCCGACAAGAGGACUUGUUGAUGUAGUCACUCGAAGUCUACUUGUUCUGGCUGAAGGAGUUGAGAGGACAAACACCCAGAGUUGGUUAUUGUGUCCAAAGGGAAGCGUUCUUUUGGAAGAUGUGACUCUGACAUUUCCAUCAAAUGUGAUUCAGGGAUCAGCCAGAUGCUCUGUUUCAGUCCUUGGGGACAUAAUGGGUCGUGCACUGAAGAAUCUGGACAAGUUAUUACAGAUGCCAUCUGGCUGUGGAGAACAGAAUAUGAUUGAUCUUGCUCCCAAUAUUUACAUCUUGCUGUACUUGGAAGCCACGGGGCAACUCACCGCAACCAUCCGUGAGACCGCCAUAGGCUACCUUCAGAGCGGAUACCAAGGACAAUUGAACUACAGGCAUGAAGAUGGUUCAUUCAGCACAUUUGGUUAUGAUGAAUCAAAUACAUGGUUGACUGCCUUUGUCCUGAGGACUUUUGCUCUAGCCAGGCAAUUUAUCUUCAUUGAUCCACAUGUCCUGCAGAGUGCAAAGGAUUGGUUGAUCAGCAAGCAGGGUUCAGACGGUUGUUUCAUUCAGCAGGGAACUCUCCACCACUAUGACAUGAAGGGUGGAGUUGGGGACAGCGUGACCAUGACUGCCUACGUUGUUGUAUCAUUGCUUGAACUAGGCAUCCCUGUCACGGAUCCUGUCAUCACCAACGCUCUGUCAUGCUUGAGGCCUGUCGUUGGGAACCUGGGAAACACUUACGCCACUGCUCUGCUGGCCUACACCUUCAGUCUUGCUAGAGAGACCAGCACUCGAUCACAGCUUCUAACUGCCUUAAACAACAAUGCCAUUUCUGAAGGCACUAAGCUCCAUUGGUCUCAGACUUCAUCUGGUGAUACUCUGGCGGUGGAGAUCAGCUCUUAUGUGCUGCUAGCGGUUCUCACUGAACAGCCUCUCUCAGCGGCUAAUCUGGGAUAUGCUAAACUCAUUGUCAACUGGCUUGUGACCCAGCAGAAUCCCUAUGGAGGCUUAUCCUCCACCCAGGACACUGUGGUGGCUCUUCAUGCCCUGUCUGUGUAUGCUGCUAAAGUGUUCAGCGUGGACGGCUCCAGCACUGUUACUGUACAGUCCUCCGUGGCAGGAGAGUCUUAUAGCUUCACAGUGAAUCGGGACAACAGGCUGCUGUAUCAGGAGAUGCCGCUGAAGAACGUUCCUGGCAAAUAUAUUGUUAAAGUCACCGGAUCCACUUGUGUAUCUGUGCAGGUUGCAUGUUUCUACAACAUCCCGACACCCGUUAAAGUCACCAAAUCGCUGAGUGUUGAAGCAAAGGUGAAGGCAGACUGUCGACCACUUGGAGCCAAUCUUGUGUUGAGCUUCACGGUGAAGUACAAUGGUGCAAAAGCAAGCACUAACAUGGUUAUUGUGGACAUUAAGCUCCUGUCUGGCUUUACGGCAGAUACGUCACUGCUGGGAUCUUCACCCCAAACAUUCGCCCCACUAGUUGAGCGGGUUGAUGCUGGAGAUGAUCAUGUCCUAGUGUAUCUGAAAGAGGUUCCCAAAGGUGUCCCCAUGACUUAUACUUUGAAGCUGAAUCAGGUUCUUGCAGUGAAAAAUCUCAAGCCGGCGGUCAUCAAUGUUUAUGACUACUAUCAGACAAGUGAUUCGUUUGAGACGACAUACAUGUCCCCCUGUCCAUGAUUUGAGUACUUGCUACAGGAUGCAUGACUCGAAUAAAAUUGAUUUUAUACAAUCA